UUUAGGAAUCCUCCAUCUUGUGAUUAACCUGGCUUCUCUCCUGAUCAAAGGAAGACGACUUGAGGCAAAGUUUGGAACUUUUGGAUUCUUGAGAAUUGCGGCAUUCUCGCUCUUCGGUACAACGUUUAUGUACUGGGUUGUGAAUAGGUUGGUUUAUGAAUUUACUGGAUCCUGGGACCAUCUUUCAGAUUGUGUUGUCGGACUUUCAGGGCCCUUAUUCGCAUUCAAGAUACUAGUUCUUCUACAUUCAUCCAGGUUGGACAGUACUGUAGUUUAUGAACUAGUAGAACUACUAGUUCUCCUGGAAAAGAAUACAAUGCUCUACCAUAUCUCUGGUAUUUUGGUGGGCGGCCUAAUCUACCUCUGGUGGACUAAUGAGAACAUUUCUUGGAGGACAGGUCUCUUUAAUUAUUUAGUUAACAGAACUGUAAGCGUAAUUUAAAGUAACCCUCCAUGC
Eurytemora carolleeae is the source of this 457-nucleotide messenger RNA. RefSeq lists its product as uncharacterized. The transcript has 3 exons. Bases 128 to 442 code for a protein of 104 amino acids. The record is from RefSeq and is a predicted model, not a curated record. Lineage: Eukaryota; Metazoa; Arthropoda; Copepoda; Calanoida; Temoridae.